CCAUUUACAGGUUUCGCGAGACUCACGCAGACGCGUCGGUGUGCGGGAGCGUUUGUCCGCCUGACAAACAGGACGAUACUGAUAUGAAAUCUGCGUCAAGGUAAUCAAAAUGCGUUUUCUGAGCAGAGGGCUCGGCUGCUAACGCGAUGCUGCUGCUGGUGUCUGUUAGCUGCCGCAGGGGGACGGUGCUAGCGCAGCGUUAGCUAGCCGCCUCCACUUGGACCCACAGUCACAUCUGCAUUGAGGUAGAGCCAGGACCAACGGGAGGAGCUGCAGCCUUUGACUUUCUGGAGGCAUGUCCAAGAAAAGAGGCAGAAAGCGAAGCAGCGGGGAACUGAGUGACACAGUGAGCCCCGACCCCAAUAGUAUUCUGGGAGUGCGUAUUCAACACAACUGGCGUGAGAAGGGGAACCAGAGCAAAUGGAAGGGAACAGUGCUCGACCGGCUUAGUGUAAAUCCCUCGCUCUUCAUGGUGAAGUAUGACGGCUUUGACUGCGUCUAUGGCAUCGAGCUGUUCAAGGACGAGAGAGUGUCCAACUUGCAAGUCCUGUCCGAAAAAGUUGUAAACAACAAAAUAAAGAUACCUCCCGGGGCGGAGGAGCUGGUGGGCAAAGCUGUUGAGCAUCUUUUUGAAAAGGAGGAUGGAGAGAAAAAUGAAUGGAGAGGCAUGGUCCUCUCCAGAGCUCCAAUCAUGACCAACUGGUAUUACAUCACGUACGAGAAGGACCCCGUUCUUUACAUGUACCAGCUGUGGGAUGACUACGCUGACGGAGACCUAAGGAUUCUUCCUGAAGCAGAAAACAAGCACCUGUUGCCUGCAGACAGGAAGCCAGGAGAAGAGACAGAGAGUCUGGUGGGGAAACAAGUGGAGUAUGUUACUGACAAGGGCGUGAAGAGAACUGGCCUGGUCAUCUACCAAGUCCCGGCCAAGCCCUCCGUCUACUAUAUCAAAUACGAUGAUGACUUUCACAUUCAUGUAUAUGACCUGGUCAAAACCACCUAGAGAGAGUGGACACUGACCGCACCCUCCAGCCCUCCCUCCAUCUGCUUCUGUUCCACUCAUCGUUACAAUCUUGUUAUUCAAAGCCAGGGCAGGGUUGGGUAGUUAAUAGGCUUUAUUGUUGAGAAGAAAGUGCAAUCUUUUGUUGUAUGCACAGCAGAACUGUAGCAUCGCUAUGCUUUGCUAUUUUGAGGGAGUCAACUUGUUUUAUUUGUGCUGCUCUACUUUAUACUUUAUACUUUAACAUUUGGAUAGAACAAUAUUGCACUGCCCAACAGCUGCAAAGUGCAGUUGAUACUAGAAUUUUGCAAUGUUGUCCUGGACACAGUAAUCUGCUUAAGAUUUCCCUUUAAAGACCCUUUACUUUAGGUUUUCUGGGUAGUGCGUUUGGUAUACACACUUUUGUCUGUGUAGAAGCAUUACGGGAGACAUUUAUUUAAUGUUAUGGGUAGAUAAAUACCUCUACUGUAUUUAUCUAACAUAUCCAAUCAAUCAGUGUUAGUAGUGUAAGAAAUGAAUAAAAGCAGCAUUGUAAAGUCACCUUAAUGAGGCCCUUGUGUUGUCAAGAACAGUUCAAAAGAGUUGUGCUCAUGAAGAAAUAUCCCCCUGCAUCUUUGCACCAUGUUUUUAUUGUAAUAUCCAUGGCGGAGAAUUCACUUUUCUUUUUUCAUGCUGUACAUCUCUUCUUUAAGCCUUGAAGGAAGGUUUCUGCACAGAUUCUAUUUAAUUAGUUUGAACAGCACAAGGAACAUCAGAUUCUUUGUCCUGCUAAUUGAGAUGCUUAAUUCCCAUGAUCCCACACAAAUCAUCAAGUGCCUUCCGGCUUGUCAUUUUGCAAUAUUGUACAUACUGUGUACUCUGACUAUCUACGCUCUAAAUGAAUCUUUGCGUAUGAAGGCUGCUAUUAGGUUUUCAUUCAGAAGUGGUGCCACUGACAGCUUGUGGAACGUUUUGCUUUACAUUAGUGCUGUGUUUUUGCUUUAUAAUGCAGUAUGAACAAGUUCUUUAAAUAUAACACACAUCAUCAUUGGUUGUGAAAAGUCACCGUUGAUAUUGUGGGGAGCACUUUAAUUGUAUAAAGUUUACAUGUUUAGGUCAUGUUAUGCUGUUUCCCCAAAAUAUGGCAGAGUAAUGCUUUAUAUCACAUGGAUUAGGAGAAAAAAAUUGUUUCAAUGCAUUCAGAUGACAGUAUUUAAUCUGUACAACUUGUUUAUUGCCUUGUAAUGUUGCCUGUUGUGAUUAUUCACAAUAUGAAUAUCUCACUGAAACACCACCACCACCCUUUAGUGAAAGGGUCAUUCAUACACAAAAAAUUAUAACCGGUGUAAUCUAAACUGACAAACCACUUUGUAGACAGUAGCUAACUGUGGUUCCAGUCUGUCCUGUCUGUCUGGUAUUCUCACAAACGCGACAUGUAUGCUUGCAGUAUGGAUUUCAUCUCAACCUUCUGUCAUUCAGUGUAUCCCUCAGUAAACUAGUUAAUAAGUAGGUGUACCGUUACUGUUAUUUUUAACUGUCGGCGCUGCAUGCACCAUCUGGGCAGUGUCAAGAGAUUUUCAAUUUGAACUUUGGCAUUGGAGAAGUGACAGUGUGUGGCAUAAUAUGUACUGUUUGUUUAAAGCCACUUUUAAAAUAUCAAUCCAAAAAAAGGUUAACACUGUACAUCACCCCUAGUGGUGCUGUCGAGUGGAGUUACAAACGACUGUGCGCGCUCUUCUUCGUGCUUCAAUCACCACCUCCUGUUCUGAAGUUGUAGCAGCAUCAACAGGUAAUAUGUGUCGUUAUUAUUCUGUCAUGGGUAAUAAAGACUUUUGCACAUUU
This is a messenger RNA of Platichthys flesus (European flounder), 2821 nucleotides long. RefSeq names its product spindlin-1-like. Gene Ontology annotation, biological process: gamete generation. The coding region runs from base 296 to 1003 and encodes 235 amino acids. The record is from RefSeq and is a predicted model, not a curated record. NCBI's taxonomy places the organism in Eukaryota, Metazoa, Chordata, Actinopteri, Pleuronectiformes, Pleuronectidae. The transcript is spliced from 5 exons.